GGAUUCUGGUUCACAAUGGCUGACUCUCAAGAGGAAGACUUGCAGAAGUUUCUUAAAAAUGUGGAUGAAAUCACCAGUUUAAUUCAGGAGAUGAAUUCUGAUGACCCAGUCGUACGAGAGAAAGCUGUCCUGGAGACAGAGAAGAGACUACAGUUUACAGAGGAAAACCAAGAGGAGGAUGAAUGCAGGACCACCGUCAACAAGACCAGGAUCAGCCCCCCACAGGCUCCUGCGAAGAAUGCAGAUGAAACAAACUCAGAGGCCUUCUUGGCAUCUAUGGAGAAGGAUGCAAAGGAACGUGCCAAAAGAAGAAGGGAAAACAAAGUCUUAGCAGACGCCCUCAAAGAGAAGGGGAAUGAAGCAUUUGUCAGAGGUGAUUACGAAACGGCCAUCUUGCGCUACAGUGAGGGUUUGGAGAAACUGAAGGACAUGAAAGUGUUGUAUACCAACCGAGCCCAGGCUUACAUCAAACUUGGGGACUACCAGAAGGCACUGGUGGACUGUGACUGGGCUCUGAAGUGUGAUGAAAAAUGCACAAAAGCAUAUUUCCACAUGGGAAAAGCCCACCUGGCCCUGAAGAACUACAGUGUGUCUCGGGAGUGUUAUCAGAAGAUCUUAGAAAUAAACCCCCAGCUGCAGACACAGGUGAAAGAUUACCUGAAUCAGGUAAAUCUUCAGGAGAAGGCAGACCUUCAAGAGAAGGAAGCCCAGGAAUCGCUGGAUUCGGGAAAGAACACAGCCGUCACAGCCAAGAAUCUCCUGGAGACUCUUUCCAAGCCUGAUCAGAUCCCCCUGUUCUAUGCAGGGGGGAUUGAAGUCCUGACUGAAAUGAUGAAGGACUCCACCGAACGAACUUUAUUCAGAACACACAAUGGAUUCCGUAUCAUCAGUGAGAAUGAGGUCCUAAGAAGGUGCUUUUCCACAGCUGGGAAAGAUGCCGUGGAAGAGACAGUAUGUGUGUCUGUUCUCAGGCUCUGGCAGGCCGUGUGCAGUGAGAACGAGGAAAACCAGCGUCUGCUUGUGAUGCACCCCAGCUCGGGCCAGCUGCUGCCCUCCCUCUUGGCCUCCAGGGUCCCGACCAUCCGGCAGCAGAGCCUGGCCCUGCUGCUGCAGCUGGCCCAGACGGAGAACGGACGGAGCCUGAUCAUCGGCCACCUUGACCUGACCCGGUUGUUGGAAGCCCUGGUGUCAUUUCUUGAUUUCUCAGAUAAGAAGGCCAGCUCAGCCAUGGGACUGCUCACAGGCUUGGCUCAGGAUGAGAGAUUCCAAGUCUGGUUCCAGGCCAGCCUCCCAGGAGCUCUCCCGGCACUGACGGGCGUUCUGAAGCGAGAUCCCAGGGUCACCGACACCUCCGCUCUCUGCCAGUGCAUUGCCAUCAUGGGAAACCUCAGUGCUGAGGCUGCCACCCGAAGACAGAUGUCUGCCUCUGAAGAAUUUGGGGACGCCUGCUUGGACCUCUUGGCCAAGUGUGAGGAGGAUGUGGACCUGUUCAGAGAGGUCAUAUAUACCCUUCUGGGGCUCCUGAUGAACUUGUGUCUUCAGUCGCCCGUUGUCUCUGAGGUUUGGGCCGUGCAGGUGAGCCGGAAGUGCCUGUCUCUACUGAACGGCCAGGAUGGAGGCAUCCUGACAGUAAGCUUCUCCCAGGGAAAUCCAGAAACAGCUUCCUUUGUUGUUCUCGCUGUUUGGUUUGAAUAUCAGUGCACCUUACCCUUUUGA
Messenger RNA from Vicugna pacos (alpaca), 1716 nucleotides. NCBI's taxonomy places the organism in Eukaryota, Metazoa, Chordata, Mammalia, Artiodactyla, Camelidae. The record is from RefSeq and is a predicted model, not a curated record.